This is a messenger RNA of Letharia columbiana, 402 nucleotides long. RefSeq lists its product as uncharacterized. The transcript has 3 exons. Bases 1 to 402 code for a protein of 133 amino acids. Lineage: Eukaryota; Fungi; Ascomycota; Lecanoromycetes; Lecanorales; Parmeliaceae. The record is from RefSeq and is a predicted model, not a curated record.
AUGGUAGUCUUAUGUGUCUCGCAGUCGAUUUUUUUAUUCACAAAGGAUCCUCCCGGCCCCGAGCAAGAUGCGCGACUCAAGCACGGUUUGCAAGCCCUGAUCAACCGCCUCAAACACAACGGCGUGCUCAUCAUUAUCGACAUCGAGAAGAAUUACGAUACAAAGCCUGAUGGUUCUGGAAGCAAGGAGAUCAUCGCAGCAUUGAAGGAAUUGGGUAUGGAAGAUGUCGGGGUGAUGAAAGAUCAGCAUUUUCAGUGGCAUGCAAAGGAUGAGACAGGAAGGAACUAUCAGAACGCUCGGGCGGACGUGAUGCAUGCGCCGAUGGAAGAUAGAGAGGAGAUGUUCCUCAUACUCAGAGCCACGAGAGGAAAAGGGUAUCUGCAGGCGGGGGAGCAGCGGUGA